This is a messenger RNA of Batrachochytrium dendrobatidis JAM81, 1116 nucleotides long. RefSeq lists its product as uncharacterized. The transcript is spliced from 9 exons. NCBI's taxonomy places the organism in Eukaryota, Fungi, Chytridiomycota, Chytridiomycetes, Rhizophydiales. Gene Ontology annotation, biological process: protein phosphorylation. The coding region runs from base 1 to 1116 and encodes 371 amino acids. The record is from RefSeq and is a predicted model, not a curated record. Gene Ontology annotation, molecular function: ATP binding; protein binding; protein kinase activity.
AUGCAUGAACUGGACUUGAUCACUGGAGGUAUUCCGUGCAUUGAGGAUUGUAGUUAUAAUGGCACAAUUGUUAAUGGAAACAAGAUUUGCAAACGAAUGAUACCCCUUCCUGAUAGAGCAGAAAUUGAGAUCAAGUGGGAUCUUUAUUUUGUAUUUAUUAAUGCAAAGUGCCGUGAUCAAACGCUUUUACAAAGUAUUACAGAUAGAUACUGUGUAUUUGAAACUCAAGUUUUGGGUCAAGGAACGUUUGCUAUUGUUAAAAUGGCAAUUGAUCUACAUACUCUUGAGCGUGUAGCUUGCAAGAUCAUUGAUACUAAGCGAAUUCAACUGAACAAAAGAGGUACAUCAGACCUUGAAGCAUCCUUGGCAGUGGCCCAGCAAGAAGUGUCUGUACUGCGUCUUGUUGAGCAUCCAAAUAUUGUAUCAAUCAAAGAUGUGGUGGUUUCACAUGAAAACAACGCAGUGUACAUCUUUUUGACUCGCAUCUCUGGUGGCGAGCUGUUUGACCAUAUUGUCAAUAGCGAAGGAAUCGAAGAAUCGGAAGCUAAAUUUAUUUUCUACCAAUUGCUUCUUGCUGUCAAGUAUCUUCAUGACCAUAAUAUCUGUCAUCGAGAUCUUAAAGCAGAAAACAUUCUGUUGGAAUCAUCCAAGCCCUUUUCUAGACUACUUAUUUCUGAUUUUGGAAUGGCAAAGGCAUUACAAAACUCGCUACAGCAAAUGCAAACCAAAUGUGGAACAUUCACUUAUCUUGCUCCAGAGAUUUUGGAUUCUCCAGGUGGAUACUCUUACCAAGUUGAUUGCUGGGCUCUUGGCGUGCUUUUAUUCACAAUGUUAGCUGGCGCACUUCCAUUUGGAACAGAUGCUGAUCAUGCCAUCUUGAUUGAUCGGAUCCGACGCGUUGAAUACUCGUUUGAAGAUGAUCCAUGGCCAUCUAUUUCAAACGAUGCAAAAAGUAUGGUAUCUGCUUUACUGCAGGCAGAUGCAAGCAAACGAUUGGAUGUGACGCAAGCACUCAAUCACCCAUGGAUUAUUGGUCAUAGCGAGAUAUUAGCCAAGUUGUAUGCCAAAAUGCUUAAAAAAGCAGGAAUGGAAAACAAUGGUAUACCAAUAGUUUAG